GGGGGUGGAGCUCUCCAAGAGAGGAGAGUGAAAAGCUCUUUAACUGGAAACCUUCAGCAAGAAGGCAGAGCAGCUUCUCCACAGCUCAUUUGCUACUGACAGAGUUACGAAUCAUCAGAAAAGAUGGCGAGCUCUUUCACACGCCUGAUCUCCGGCCGCAACACGGCUGUGCUGUUGGCCAGCUUGGGCGCGGGAACGAUGGCCACCGGCUACCUGUUGAGCGAAAAUGGCUCGCUGGCUGCAGAUGUGAAGACGAAGCUCUAUCCUCCCAGCUCCGACUUCCCCGACCUGAGGAAACACAACAACUGCAUGGCGUCGGCUCUGACUCCGGCCGUCUACGCCAAACUGAGGGACAAGCUCACCCCCAACAACUGGACCCUGGACCAGUGCAUCCAAACCGGAGUGGACAACCCUGGACACCCUUUCAUCAAGACGGUGGGCUGCGUGGCCGGUGACGAGGAGAGCUACGAGGUGUUUGCUGAACUCUUCGACCCCGUCAUCAAAGACCGCCACAACGGCUACGACCCCAGAACCAUGACACACCCGACUGACCUGGACUCCUCCAAGAUCACCCAUGGCAUGUUUGACGAGAACUACGUCCUGUCCUCCCGCGUCCGCACCGGCCGCAGUAUCCGUGGUCUGAGCCUCCCCCCAGCCUGUUCGAGGGCGGAGCGCCGCGAGGUGGAGCGGGUGGUGGUGACGGCCCUGGCCGGCCUGAAGGGAGACCUGGCAGGACACUACUACAGCCUGGGAGACAUGACGGAGAAGGAGCAGCAGCAGCUCAUCGAUGAUCACUUCCUGUUCGACAAGCCCGUGUCUCCCUUACUCACCUCGGCCUUCAUGGCCCGAGACUGGCCCGACUCCAGAGGGAUCUGGCACAACAAUGAGAAGACCUUCCUGAUCUGGGUGAACGAGGAGGACCACACCAGAGUCAUCUCCAUGGAGAAGGGAGGCAACAUGAAGAGAGUGUUUGAGCGAUUCUGCCGAGGACUCAAACAGGUGGAGCACCUGAUCCAGGAGAGAGGCUGGGAGUUCAUGUGGAACGAGCGUCUGGGCUACAUCCUCACAUGUCCCUCCAACCUGGGCACCGGCCUGCGGGCGGGCGUGCACGUGCGCCUGCCAAAACUCAGCCAGGACCCACGCUUCUCCAAAAUCCUCGACAACCUGCGGCUGCAGAAAAGAGGCACAGGUGGCGUGGACACGGCUGCUACUGGAGACACCUUCGACAUUUCCAACAACGACCGUCUGGGCAAAUCUGAGGUGGAGCUGGUCCAGCUGCUGGUCGAUGGGGUCAACUACCUGAUUGAGUGUGAGAAGAAGCUGGAGAAAGGACAGGACAUCAAAGUCCCGUCUCCCAUUGCUCAGUUCAGGAAGUAAAAGCUGGUCUCAUCGUGACAUCAGUGUCAGCAGGAGGGCGGCUCUGCACUCGGCGCCACCUCCCAAACCUCAGAACGACGUCUGACCACUGCUACAGAGGAGGCGCUCUCUUUAAUCCUCUGAACCAUUGCAAAUCUUUAGGGAAACCUAAUCUUAGACAUGAACUGCAGUUAGGGGAAAAUUCUACCUCACGUUUAAGGUCGUCACUGUAACCCUGACUUCAAUAAAGCCGACAGUGUUUAACA
Epinephelus moara (kelp grouper) is the source of this 1622-nucleotide messenger RNA. It is a transcript of the gene ckmt2a, whose product is annotated as creatine kinase, mitochondrial 2a (sarcomeric). Lineage: Eukaryota; Metazoa; Chordata; Actinopteri; Perciformes; Serranidae. The coding region runs from base 124 to 1377 and encodes 417 amino acids. The record is from RefSeq and is a predicted model, not a curated record. Gene Ontology annotation, molecular function: creatine kinase activity. The transcript has 10 exons. Gene Ontology annotation, biological process: phosphocreatine biosynthetic process. Gene Ontology annotation, cellular component: mitochondrion.